UCUUCCUGGAGUGACUGACAGGCUGAGAAGCCCCGCCCCGAAGGCGCCUGACGCUGAGCCGCAGCCCCUCUCACUUGUAGCCCCGCAGAUCUCCAUUUUCUUCUUUCCUCAUAUUCCGGAGCGGAAGAGCAAAGACUUUUGGAAAAAAUGGAUGAAGAAUACGAUGUUAUCGUUCUGGGCACCGGGCUUACGGAAUGUAUUUUAUCAGGCAUUAUGUCAGUGAAUGGGAAAAAGGUUCUGCACAUGGAUCGCAACUCCUACUACGGAGGUGAUAGCGCCUCCAUCACACCUCUUGAAGACGUCUACAAGCGCUUCAACCUUCCCGGAAGCCCUCCUGAGUCAAUGGGAAAAGGCCGGGAUUGGAACGUGGACCUUGUCCCUAAAUUCCUCAUGGCCAAUGGUCAGCUGGUCCGCAUGCUGCUGAUCACACAGGUGACUCGCUACCUGGAUUUCAAAGUGGUUGAAGGCAGUUUUGUGUACAAGAAGCCCAAAAUCCAUAAAGUUCCCUCUACGGAGACUGAGGCCCUGGCAUCCAGUCUGAUGGGGCUGUUUGAGAAGCGGCGCUUCAGAAAGUUCCUGGUCUUUGUUGCCAACUUUGAUGAGAAUGACCCCAAGACUAUGGAGGGUGUCGACCCAAAGAAGACAACGAUGAGGGAAAUAUACAAGAAGUUUGACCUGGGCCAGGAAGUCAUGGACUUCACCGGUCACUCCCUUGCCCUCUACCGUACAGAUGAUUACCUGGAUCAACCCUGCAUGGAAGCAAUCAACAGGAUAAAGCUUUACAGUGAGUCUCUGGCCCGAUAUGGCAAGAGCCCAUAUCUGUACCCACUGUACGGCCUGGGAGAACUGCCACAAGGCUUUGCCAGACUUAGUGCCAUCUACGGUGGGACGUACAUGUUGAACAAGCCAAUAGAAGAGAUUGUGAUGGAGAAUGGGAAGGUGGUGGGAGUCAAGUCUGAGGGGGAGAUUGCAAGGUGCAAGCAGCUGAUCUGCGACCCCAGCUACGUUAUGGAUCGUGUCACCAAAGUGGGUCAGGUGAUCAGAGCCAUCUGCAUCUUGAGUCAUCCUAUAGCCAACACUGGUGACGUAAACUCGUGCCAGAUCAUCAUCCCCCAGAAUCAGGUCAACAGGAAACACGACAUCUAUGUUUGUAUGAUCUCCUUUGCACACAAUGUGGCUGCGCAGGGUAAAUACAUCGCCAUCGUUAGCACCACAGUGGAGACGGGUGAGCCAGAGAAGGAGAUCAAGCCAGCCCUGGACUUGCUGGAGCCCAUCGAGCAGAAGUUUGUCAGCAUUAGUGACCAGUAUGCACCCACUGACAUUGGCACUGAAAGUCAGAUCUUCAUCUCUCGGUCCUACGAUGCAACAACUCACUUUGAGACCACCUGUGAUGACAUCAAGGACAUCUACAAGAGGAUGACAGGCUCAGAGUUUGACUUUGCUGAGAUGGAGCGCAAGAAGAAAGACACCUUUGGUGACGACGAUUCGUAGAGGCAGCCAGUCCUGCAACACUCUGAUAAUCAAAGACAACGGAAAUCUUAUAAAAAAUAGAAAACUUACACAAAAAAGUAAAGACCAGUGGGCUGACUGAUUACUUGAGUACACAGUUUGCCCACUGAAGAAGUUCAUGAUGCAUAGAGAGGCGGUAUAGUUUUGUUGGAUAGGGUUCAGUGAGGGAGCUAUGCUUCUUCACAUCAUUCAGGUGGGUGUUGCACUAAAUACUGGUUAUAUCUAAUAGACAGUUAAUACCCUACAUUUUUCUAAUUCAUCAUGCUAAGACGAUGCAUAGUCCAAAGAUGCCAAAUGAAAUGAUUCAUAAUCAAUAGUAUCUGAAAAAGAUGGACACUAUAUACUCGGCUGAUAUUUUGUAUAUGCAGGUAUUCUUUUCGUGUCAGGUUCUGUGAGUUGUGGCUUGGCAUCCUGUGUCUGUAUUCAGUUGUGGUGUGUUGAGCUGAGUGUUCCUCACAGGAUGUGGCAAUUCCUGCACUUUCAGGCCGGUAACAGCAGAGAGCCGUGCGAGGCAGCACCUCAGCAUCCACAUCAUAUGGUCCGGUUUUGUAAAAGUGCUUUAGUGGUGUAUGGGCUAGGCUCUCUUCUCUUCUUUUUGUUUUAUCCCCUGAUUCUGCAACCAGACAGCAUACUGUAAGUUAUGUCACAGGCACGACUGUAGCUCAGCAUAAACCUCCUGAACCGGUUUUCAACACUCUGAGUUACUAUAAUGCAUCUGAGAAAAAUGUAUUAGUUCCUGUAUUACCCAAAAUAAUCAAAGACCCGAGCAUUAACAGCAGAUUGAUGACACAUGUAAUUGCUUAAGAAGGACCAAAUGUGUACUGCAGCAGUAUUGAACUGAUGGGAGCCUUGUGAUAUCUGGUUUUGAACAACUGUUGUUAAAAAAGGAAGAAAAAAAACUAUCUUGGGGCUCAAAUGAUUUCUGUACUGCAAAGUAAAAAAAAACUUUGUCAAAAUCCAAA
Molecule: messenger RNA, 2471 nt
Organism: Oreochromis niloticus (Nile tilapia)
Lineage: Eukaryota; Metazoa; Chordata; Actinopteri; Cichliformes; Cichlidae
Gene: gdi2
Product: GDP dissociation inhibitor 2
Exons: 10
Coding region: 148-1491 (447 amino acids)
Biological process (GO): protein transport; small GTPase-mediated signal transduction; vesicle-mediated transport
Cellular component (GO): cytoplasm
Molecular function (GO): Rab GDP-dissociation inhibitor activity
Source: RefSeq, a predicted model, not a curated record